AUGGAGGAAAGGAUCAUACCAUGGGGCAGGGAUUCACACAGACCAGGAUGGGAGGCAGCUACAGACAGUAGGUUACUUGGGCCUGUCAGCUUUGUAUGUGCUUGGUACCUCCCACAAAUACACAGCCUUUCGUGUAUUUUGUCAGACUUUGAGUUUACUGUGCUCGGAAUCCCGCCGCGACAUGAAACUGAAACCGUCCAACACAUUGUUUAUCCCGAAGGACGAAUGGUCGGGUCAGUCCCAUCCAGUUUCCUCGAUUUUGGCAGAUCCACGGAACAUGACCCAGGAGAACCACUCCACAGACAGACCAGUUCUCAUCGACCAUCAUCUGGGUUCCCAAGGGCACACAGACCUCUAGCAACGUCACCAAUGAUCUGCGUUAGCUCACGGGCUGCGGGACCACCCGUUCCACACACACAUGGAGACGAGAUUUUCAAGGGGUCAUCUACUUGCAGGAGCACUCGGGAGCCCACGGGCGUUGAGCAUUCGUUUCCUGUUGACCGAGUGAAAAGGCCGAGCAAACUGAGACAUUGCAUGGCCGCUAGAACCGGUAAAGUGGCAGGCGAGAAGGUUCCAUUCAGGUGCUUGGCAACCGAGAUAGUCGGGAGGGGGAAGGCGGAGAAUUCUGGCUACGGGAUUCGCCCAUGGAUCGGGUGGGGAUCUGGAAGACGAAGGAAGGCCACUCGAUGUUAUCCUGCCGCCAGACCAGUUAGGCUAGUAAGAGAGGUACCGAAGGAAAUCAGAUCAUUAGACAGGAAGUGCAGUAGGCACCGCAGCACGAAGGACUAGAGAGUAAAAUAUGAUCCACCACUAGGGUCGAUCAGCAGCGCCCGUCGGC
This is a messenger RNA of Aspergillus piperis CBS 112811, 838 nucleotides long. RefSeq lists its product as uncharacterized. The record is from RefSeq and is a predicted model, not a curated record. Lineage: Eukaryota; Fungi; Ascomycota; Eurotiomycetes; Eurotiales; Aspergillaceae. The coding region runs from base 1 to 789 and encodes 262 amino acids. The transcript has 10 exons.